This is a messenger RNA of Aspergillus oryzae RIB40, 1443 nucleotides long. Its product is annotated as nucleic acid/nucleotide deaminase domain-containing protein. NCBI's taxonomy places the organism in Eukaryota, Fungi, Ascomycota, Eurotiomycetes, Eurotiales, Aspergillaceae. The coding region runs from base 1 to 1443 and encodes 480 amino acids. The transcript is spliced from 4 exons. The record is from RefSeq and is a predicted model, not a curated record.
AUGGUUACCCAGAACACUGUGAUAGAACAUGACCCUGGUGAUGUCACAGCGUUCUACGAAAUGGUUUGCUUUACCUAUUCUCUGAAUCCUGUGAGGGGUGACAGAAUCAAGCCUCGGUCUUCUGCUGAAAGAGACGGAAUCGGAGUUGCAAAAUGCCGGCGAGAUUUCGCGGACGCAAUCGCGUACUUUUGCGCACGCAGCUGCGACCCGGAUAAUGUCACUGCUGUGGCUGUAGGGAGGAAAGACACAAAAGUUGUCAUUUGGGUUGCAAGUAACGCAAAUGUUUCUCGAGAGGUGUUGGAAUUUCUGGAUAACGAUGUGCUCAACAUGGUACAGAGGCUCGCAAAAAUGAAGCAAGGACAGUUACCUUCAGAAGAAAAUAGGACGGUUACCAGGCUCUUGACCACCAUUACGGCAUGGAAAGCAAUUGGCGAAUUUUCGAAAUCUGAAGACAAGAUAACCACUGAUCCAAGUAUGUUUUACGACUGGUUUAAGAGGGAAUUCUACAAGAGCGGCGACGUGUUAAAGGAAUGUGACAUGCCUCGCCUUGCUAUCAGUUGUUUUUUUGCACAUACGGACGGGACAUUUGGAAUCCUCGAACAUCGUUCGAGCCAAGGCAAUGAAAAAGGACCUGAUUACGAGCGGCUAUAUAAGUUGCUCAGCAAAUUAGGCAAGCACGUUAGGCUUUUCGAAAGAAUGAUACACGCCAUUGAAGCUCUACGUCGUGACUUCUGCGAAGGCUUUGUAGUGGAGCCGAUUGCUGCGUCCAUUCCAAAACCUAACCCUCUUCCAAAGCUACACGAGCAGAGUAUGGGAAAGAUUGUGGCUCGCGUUUUUCAGGAAGAAGACGAAAGGCAUCAGUUUUACCAUCAUCUCAACCAAUUUUUUAAUAAGGAGUACAUAUCUCAGUCUCUGCAGCGGUGCAAGAAACGUCGUGCCCGAGUCCACGCAGAGAUCUUAUUGAUCGAUUUCUUCGACAAGUUUGACGCGAACUUUCUUGAUAACGACGACAAGUAUAUUGCCUGCAGCAAACCGGCAUGCUACCUUUGCUAUGAGUAUAUAUGCCAACACCCGGAUAAGUAUACACUACCUCCAACCCACCAAAAGCUAUACUAUGCUUGGUCUCUGCCCAUCGUACGAGUAAACGAUCGGAAUUGCAUUGAAAAAUUCGCUCGGCACAAGCGGUUCCUAAACCACGUUACAGAGACUCUUCAGUCCGAUCUUCGAAAAGAGGUGCAGAGGCAGCUAGCCCCAAGGAAAAACCAUGCAGACUCGACAGCAGGAGCAAGUUCAGUUUUCAAUACCGGUAGAGUAAGACCAACAUCGAAGAUCUAUGAGCACCAUAUCCGUGCUUUGACCCAAUUACUAAGUGAAGCAAAGAUAAGUGCCAAGUUCGAUGCUGGCCUUGAAGAUGAAGACGGAGGUGUUGUUCUUAAUUGUUGA